AUGGCCGAGAUGGAUGAAGAUAUCAAAACCGUCCCCGUCCAGAACCUUCCUGGCCGUCGCUCCGUAUCUCCAGUCGACAUGGGCGAGAAGCGAGGCUCACUGUCCGCGACGGCCGCGGCCCAGAAAAUCCUUGCCCACAGUAAUGAUGCCGACGAAGCCAUGAAAGCAUUCACAUCUGGGGAAGUCGUCGAGAUCGACGAGGCCACCAACAAACGCCUUCUCCGGAUCAUCGAUUGGCACUUGAUGCCGCUGCUGUGCCUCAUCUACGGCCUGAAUUACCUCGACAAGACGACGCUCUCGUACGCCAGCAUCAUGGGCAUCAAGACGGACAUCAAUCUCGAGGGUGACGACUACCAAUGGUUGUCGAGUAUGUUUUAUUUCGGCUACCUGGCGUGGGAGUACCCGACAAAUCGACUUCUUCAGAGGCUGCCACUGGCCAAGUAUUCGGCCUUUUGUGUCGUGGCUUGGGGUACGGUGCUGGCUUUGUUCGCCACCGUGUCGAACUUUGGAGGAGCCGUCGCUAUACGAUUCUUUCUCGGCGUCUUCGAGGCCGCAGUCACACCUGGCUUUGCUCUGUUCACAUCUCAGUGGUACACGGUCAAAGAACAAGGGACCCGCACAGGCUUCUGGUUCAGCUUCAACGGCUUCGGCCAGAUCUUCGGCGGGCUCGUGGCAUACGGUAUCGCGGUCGGCGCCCGGAAGCACGGCACGGCCAUUGCGCCUUGGAAAAUCGUGUUUUUGGUCAACGGCUGCUUGACCGCCUGCUUGGGGGUUGUCUUCUUCUUCGUCAUGCCGGAUAACCAGCUCAACGCACGCUGGCUAAAGCCGAGAGAUCGCGUGCUGGCCGUCGAACGGGUCCGCGUGAAUCAGCAGGGUAUCGGCAACAAGCAUUUCAAGAUGUAUCAGUUGAAGGAAGCACUGCUGGACCCGUUGACCUGGGCUUUUGUCUUCUAUGCGCUGACGGCCGACAUUCCGAAUGGUGGGAUCAGUAAUUUCUUCUCGCAAUUGAUCGUAUCGUUCGGUUACACGGCCGAAGAAUCGCUACUGUACGGCACCCCCGGCGGGGCGGUCGAAGUCGUAGCCUUGAUGUUCUCCGGCUGGCUGGGUGACCGGCUCGGUCAACGUAUCUUGGUCUCGAUGGGAGGUCUGACGAUCGCGCUGCUCGGGAUGAUCCUCAUCGUUGCGCUGCCUUUGGAUAACAAUUCCGGUCGUCUGGCCGGUUACUACUUGACGCAAGCCUCACCAACACCGUUCGUCGCCUUGCUAAGUCUGAUUUCAACCAACGUCGCCGGAUACACUCGAAAGACCAGUGUUGCAGCGCUGUAUCUGAUCGGAUAUUGUGUUGGCAACAUCAUCGGACCUCAGACAUUCAGGCCUUCGGACGCUCCGCGCUAUGUGUCCGCCGAGAUUACAAUCAUUGUCUGUUGGGGACUUUGUUUGAUCGAUUUGGCGUUCAUCUGGUGGUAUUGUAAACGCCAGAAUAGGGUCAAGGCUCAGAUCAGGGCAGAACCGGGUUAUGUCAAGCUGGAGAACCAGGAGUGGCUCGACUUGACGGAUAAAGAGAAUCCCGAAUUUAUAUACAGCCUGUGAGGCACGACAUGACAUGAGGUCAGGGUUUGGGGAGAAGGGAGAGAGAGGGGUGAGAGAGAAAAGACAUGACUGGUAACGCCGUGGUACGCUGGCACGCUUAGAUGAGCUCAGAUCUUGGUAAUGGUCAUGGCACGCGAAUACCUCUGAUGAAGACAACAGAUGAGCGCUACGACUGUCAAAGUAUCUGCGAAACGCUGAUGGGAGUGGGAUGAGAAGA
Molecule: messenger RNA, 1807 nt
Organism: Exophiala xenobiotica
Lineage: Eukaryota; Fungi; Ascomycota; Eurotiomycetes; Chaetothyriales; Herpotrichiellaceae
Exons: 4
Coding region: 1-1590 (529 amino acids)
Biological process (GO): tripeptide transport; transmembrane transport; allantoate transport
Cellular component (GO): plasma membrane
Molecular function (GO): allantoate transmembrane transporter activity; dipeptide transmembrane transporter activity
Source: RefSeq, a predicted model, not a curated record